This is a messenger RNA of Ailuropoda melanoleuca (giant panda), 1971 nucleotides long. It is a transcript of the gene TIMM44, whose product is annotated as translocase of inner mitochondrial membrane 44. The transcript is spliced from 13 exons. The coding region runs from base 138 to 1502 and encodes 454 amino acids. Gene Ontology annotation, molecular function: protein-folding chaperone binding. NCBI's taxonomy places the organism in Eukaryota, Metazoa, Chordata, Mammalia, Carnivora, Ursidae. Gene Ontology annotation, cellular component: mitochondrial inner membrane. Gene Ontology annotation, biological process: protein import into mitochondrial matrix. The record is from RefSeq and is a predicted model, not a curated record.
UGUCUAAUCAGAGGCCGUUUCCCCUCCGAAACCCCGUCCCCAGGGCCGGCUUUUCCCAGGCCCACGCCGCGCCACCUAGACGCGGCUGGUGACGCCAUCGGACCGCGUCGCCAGAAGGUCACACGGGAUCCAGCAACAUGGCGGCGGCGGCGCUGUGGGGAGGCUGGUGCCGCUGCCCGCGGAGAUGCCUCGGCAGUGGAGUCCAGUUUCUGUCCAGCCACAGCCUGGUGCCGCUACGCCAUGGUACCUAUCAGAUACGCUGGCCCGGUGGAGAGCUGCCCGUGUCCAGAUCCUAUUCUUCUGGAAACAGGAAAGGUUUUCUCUCUGGCUUGCUGGAUAAUAUCAAACAAGAAUUAGCCAAAAACAAAGAAAUGAAAGAAAGCAUAAAAAAGUUCCGAGAUGAGGCCCGCAAGUUGGAAGAGUCCGACGCACUCCAGGAAGCCAGAAGGAAAUAUAAAACCAUUGAAUCCGAAACCGUGCGGACAAGUGAAGUGAUAAAGAAGAAGCUGGGGGAGAUCACAGGCACAGUGAAGGAGAGUCUUGAUGAAGUCAGUAAAAGUGACCUCGGCCGGAAAAUCAAGGAGAGCGUGGAAGAAGCCGCCAAGACUGCCAAGCAGUCCGCUGAGUCGGUGUCCAAGGGUGGGGAGAAGCUGGGCAAGACUGCCGCCUUCAGAGCCCUCUCCCAGGGGGUGGAGUCCGUGAAGAAGGAGCUGGACGAGAGUGUGCUGGGGCAGACCGGGCCCUAUCGGAGGCCAGAGCGGCUCAGGAAGAGGAAGGAGUUUGCGGGGGAGAAGUUCAAGGAAGAGAAGGUGUUUGAGCCCAAUGAGGAGGCCCUGGGAGUUGUGCUGCACAAGGACUCCAAGUGGUACCAGCAGUGGAAAGACUUCAGGGACAACAACGUGGUAUUUAAUCGGUUCUUCGAGAUGAAGAUGAAGUAUGACGAAAGCGACAACGCACUCAUCCGGGCGUCCCGGGCACUGACAGACAAGGUCACGGACUUGCUGGGGGGCCUGUUCUCUAAGACGGAGAUGUCGGAGGUGCUCACGGAGAUCCUGCGAGUCGACCCCGCCUUUGACAAGGAGCGGUUCCUGCAGCAGUGUGAGAACGACAUCAUCCCCAACGUCCUGGAGGCCAUGAUUUCUGGAGAGCUCGACAUUCUCAAAGAUUGGUGCUAUGAAGCUACCUACAGCCAGCUGGCUCACCCAAUCCAGCAGGCCAGGGCGCUGGGCCUGCAGUUCCACUCCCGCAUCCUGGAUAUCGACAACGUUGAUCUGGCCAUGGGCAAGAUGAUGGAGCAGGGGCCUGUGCUAAUCAUCACCUUCCAGGCCCAGCUGGUGAUGGUGAUCAAGAACCCCAAAGGCGAGGUGGUCGAGGGUGACCCGGACAAGGUGCUACGCAUGCUGUAUGUGUGGGCGCUCUGCCGAGACCAGGAUGAGCUCAACCCCUACGCAGCCUGGCGGCUUCUGGACAUCUCCGCCUCCAGCACAGAGCAGGUCCUCUGAGCGCAGUGGCCACGACCAGGGGCUCCUGGGCUGGAUCAGCACGCGGUGGACGCUCGGAGGACUGGUGUCUGCCCUCGGGAACUAGACCUCUGGGGACAGGACUGUGGGUUCUCUACCAGGGUGGCUGUGGAAGCAGCUGGAUGGGGAAGGGCGGGCAGCUGCUAGGGGUCUCUCCCCACAGUGCCAGCCCCAGCGCUGCCCCUCUGCCCUGUGGGGCUGCUGGGCGAGGUCACUGCGGUGCACAGGCCAGAUGGUGCCAAGGGGCCCCUGCCCAGGGACUCGAGACAGGAGGGCAGGGCCCAGGCCCCUGUCGCUCAGAGUGGCCUAUUGGCCACUUAAGCCAGGCCAUUUUGGCUCCAUUUUUUAUUUUAACAGUGCCCUUACUACCCUGUAUAUAUGCCCGAGAUAUGGAAAUAAUAAAACACCAAAGUGCAGGAGAGCAACUUGGGUGGUCUGAGAUGUGUGUCAC